UAACAAAACAUACACACCAUAACGCACAAUUCCAAAAAACAGCAACACCAACACAACACUCUCUCGCGCCGUUGUAAGCAGUGAGGCAGCGACGCAGCGCCGUGAAUCCUGAGAAAACCACCGUAUCAAUCAACUUCCGAUUCAAAUUACAGUUACCGAAGAUGACUCGUCCGAAAGCAAACUCGAAGAAACAGCGUGGCGGCGGCGUCGACUUCAAGAAAAUAAGGCGAAAGAUUGGGAGGAAACUGCCACCGCCGAAGAAUACAACGAAUACUGAAAUUAAAUCCAAAGCAAUUGUUCUGCCGGAGCAGAGUGUAGCAGCAGAGAAGACGGGUUUAGCUGUAAACAAGAAAGGUUUGACAUUAAAAGAACUUCUUCAGCAAACAUCUCAUCACAAUGCAAAAGUUCGUAGAGAUGCAUUGACGGGCAUUAAGGAUUUAUUCAACAAAUAUCCAGCAGAACUGAAGUUGCACAAGUAUGCUGCUGUAGAGAAACUUCGUGAGCGCAUUGGUGAUGAUGAUAAAGUGGUCCGGAAAUCAUUAUAUGAUCUUUUUAAACUGGUGAUUUUACCUGGCUGUAAAGAGGAUAAUCAAGAGCUGAUCACUUCUUUAUUGAUGGCUUACAUUUUCAAUGCCAUGACACAUUUGGCGGUUGAAAUUCGGAUCAUGGCAUUUGAUUUCUUAGACCUUGUUCUGGACUUUUAUCCUCCCUCCUUUUCUUCUAACGCAGAAAAGGUUUUUCAAAAUUAUGAGGACAUUCUUAGGAAGAACAAGUACUAUUUACAGGACAAAGGAAAACUAAAAGAUGCUCUUACUGGGUUGGUUCGCUGCUUGUCACUCCUUCCAUGGAAUAAAGUAGAAACUGAUUUGCAUAAUAAGGAUGAUACUGGAGAAAGGGUAUUGCAUGCUUUUGAAGCUGAUAUGUCUAUGAACUCUAUUGGUAUUUCUCAUAUCAUACAGAAACUGAAGGAUCUAGUGCCAGUAUUAGUAAAUAGUUUCCAGGAAUUUAUUCAAUCUGCUCAUGCUAUGGCAAGUCUUGAAGGGAAGUCUUUUAGUUGCAUGUCUUCCAUUCUUCGUAGUAUAGAUCUUAUAGUCAGGUCCUUUGUUUAUGGGACUGAUACGAAGUCGGAAUCUCCAAGUUCUCAAGGUGGUGCCGAUGUGGCUGCAUGGGAUAUUACUAUCUCUUCUGCACUGCUGAAGAAAUUAUUUCCACUUUUCCCCCUCAAUCCAGUGCAUCAUCUUUCAGAAAAGGAUGAUGAUAAGUUGCUUGACUUGAACAUGGCCAUUGCAAAGAUAUUUUUUGAAAUAAAUGAAUGGAUCUGUCUUCCACCUGAUUUGUUGGAUAAAUUUCUAGAAUUUUUGGAAAAUGCACUGCUUGGGAAGUUCUGCAAAGUUGCACAGUCUGGUAAGGCUGUCUGGGAAAAGCAUCUAGUUGAGCUCAUUUCUUUUAUUCCAAAAUUUGUUUCACGUGGGGCAAGCUACUGGACAUCUCAUCUUCUUCAGGCAUUUACCCAGACAUUCAGGGAAAGCAAGCCAGGUUCCUUAUUGAAAUUGGCCUGUCUUUCUACAAUUGAAGAUAUGCUAACUCCUAUCCAAAGCCUGCUUUCCCUGGAGGCAAGCAAUGCAGAAAAUUCAGAACUUCAAGAUUCUUUAGUUGCAUGGAUUAGGGAGCUCCCUCUGUUGCUGAUCCAGCUUGGAGAUAAACGCCCUGACUGCUCCUUGAUUGUAUUACGGCUUCAACUUCGCAUUGGACAAUGUGCUUUAUUGAAUUCAUCACUUGUUUGCAUGUAUGACAACAUGCAGUACUCGUUGCAAGAUUUUUAUUGUACAUAUCAAGAUGGAGGACAGAUAUGUUAUGGACCUUUUCUUAGGCUUCCUAGAGAAUCUCAAGAGAUCUCUUUGUGUUGCCUUUACUAUUUCUCUUAUUUGGACUUCCCUUUUCUAAAGUCAAUAGCUUGUUGUGGCCUAAGUCCUGAUCUAGAUCCUUGCGUAUUAUUUCGGAUCAUAGAGAUUCUCCAUUCUGCAUAUAGAGCUGGACAUAUUAAAAUUGCAGAUUACUUGAGUGUCUUCAUUACCUUGGUCUUGCGUUUCAAAGUUUCUCCUGAAGUUCAUUCUUCUGGUUUAAAGACUGGUGCACCCUGCCAAACUUUGAAGUCAAUGACGGCUACUAUAUGCUCAUACAUUGCACAACUGGGUGACAACUCUCUUGUUCUACAGAUGAUAGAGAAAGUGAUAAUUGAUCAGAUACCGCUAAAGCCUUCUUUGGAUAAUAGUUGUUCUCUCCUAAGAAUGCUUGUCACAGUCGAUUCCAAGCCCACCAGGCUUUCUGGAAAAAGCAUUAUAACUCUAGGCCAUCAACUUCCUGAAUAUCUCAUGGAUGUGGUGCAGUGCAUUCCAGAAGAUGAUGUUGAGCAGCACACACCUUCCGGUCGAUCAAGUACCCUGUAUUAUCUCCUACCUUGUUUUUUGUUGUUUGAUCGGUGCCAUCAACUUAUGAAUCUUGUGUUGAAGACAAUGGGAUCAACUAUAGGUGAAAGUAGUUUAUUGCCGAUGUCUGAUAAUGGCACUCAAAAUAAAAGGAACUGCUUGAGUAGGGUAAAAGCUUUCUCUUCUGCACUUGUGUUGAUGCACAAGGAUGUUAAACUGCGACAGAUUAUGUCUGAAUUCAAGGAAGACAUUGAUAACAUCAUCCAGAAAGUUCAUUCUUUACAGUCAUCAGAGAAAAGUAUGAAAAUUGAAGAAAGGCAUGAAAUACAAUGUGCAUUUGAACGACUGAAAAUCUUAACGAGAUGACAAUGGUCAAGAGGAUGUUUUGGAGUGAGAAACUGGUUAGUGCAUUGUUGGCAACUCUAUUGUCAAAUUGACGUGCAGAAGGACUUAAACCGGCUUUAUGGCGACUCUGGGUUGGAACUUGUUAAGGAGAAUGUUAUCAGCUUUGAUAGUGGAACUCGGUAUCCUGAACUGCCUACCUACUUUCCCCUCCGCUAUGAGGCCUGCUAGUUGGCAGUUUGUUUCAUGCGGAGAAAUGUAAAUUUUGCCUCCAAUUUUUUAUAAUGAUGUUUUAUCAGUUAGAUUCAUUGUUUUUAAUUAAGUGAUAGGAAUAGUUUACUUCCAUGACUUCUGUCUUGGUCCUUGAACAGCCGGGUUGCCAAAAUUUUGUUACUAUAUCUGCGACCACAUGAGUUCAUGAAUUGAAUCAAAUCAAUUCAACACACGAUACCAAUGUUUUAUAUAAACCCAUGAAUCGUAAAAAAUGUCAGGAAUUGCAUCG
Lotus japonicus is the source of this 3270-nucleotide messenger RNA. RefSeq lists its product as uncharacterized. Lineage: Eukaryota; Viridiplantae; Streptophyta; Magnoliopsida; Fabales; Fabaceae. Gene Ontology annotation, cellular component: nucleus. The transcript is spliced from 22 exons. The record is from RefSeq and is a predicted model, not a curated record. Bases 162 to 2792 code for a protein of 876 amino acids.